This is a messenger RNA of Dermatophagoides pteronyssinus (European house dust mite), 1788 nucleotides long. It is a transcript of the gene Past1, whose product is annotated as putative achaete scute target 1. Gene Ontology annotation, molecular function: calcium ion binding; GTP binding; protein binding. Lineage: Eukaryota; Metazoa; Arthropoda; Arachnida; Sarcoptiformes; Pyroglyphidae. Gene Ontology annotation, cellular component: plasma membrane; cytoplasm. The record is from RefSeq and is a predicted model, not a curated record. Gene Ontology annotation, biological process: endosomal transport; endocytosis.
UAUUCAUUGUCAAUAGUUUUUUCUUUUGUGUGUGUGUGCGUUUGGAGACCAAAUCAUCAUCGCCAUCAAUUAGCAUCUGUGAAAAAAGGACAAAUAAAAAAAAGAAAUAAAAAUGUUUUCGUGGAUCAAUUCAAAUUCAAAUCGUAAAAAAAAUUCCGAACUAUAUGAAUCCGUUGUUGAAGGCCUUAAACGAAUAUACAAGACCAAAAUUUACCCGUUGGAAGAACAAUAUUUAUUCCAUGAAUUUCAUUCACCACCGUUCGAAGAUGCCGAUUUUGAUGCCAAACCAAUGGUAUUAUUGGUAGGUCAAUAUUCUACCGGUAAAACUACAUUUAUUCGAUAUCUAUUGGAACGUGAUUUUCCCGGUAUCCGUAUCGGGCCUGAACCAACCACUGAUCGUUUCAUAGCCGUAAUGUAUGGUGACCAAGAAGGAAUCAUUCCUGGUAAUGCAUUGGUUGUUGAUCCUAAAAAGCAAUUCCGUCCAUUAGCCAAAUUUGGCAAUGCUUUCCUGAAUCGUCUUCAAUGUUCCAGCGUUAAUUCGCCAAUACUUCAACAGAUAACUAUUAUUGAUACUCCUGGUAUUUUAUCCGGUGAAAAACAACGUGUAGAUCGUGGUUAUGAUUUUACCGGUGUACUUGAAUGGUUUGCCGAACGUGUUGAUCGAAUUAUUUUAUUGUUCGAUGCUCACAAAUUGGAUAUUUCUGAUGAAUUUCGACGCAGUAUUGAAGCCUUACGUGGACAUGAUGACAAAAUUCGAAUCGUUCUAAACAAAGCUGACAUGAUUGAUCAACAACAAUUGAUGCGUGUUUAUGGUGCUUUGAUGUGGUCAUUGGGAAAAGUUUUAAACACACCCGAAGUAGCACGAGUUUACAUCGGAUCAUUCUGGGACCAACCUCUACAAUUUAUACAAAAUCGAAAAUUAUUCGAAGCAGAAGAGCAGGACUUGUUUAGCGACAUUACAUCAUUACCGAGAAAUGCAGCGCUACGUAAAUUAAAUGAUCUAAUCAAACGGGCGCGUUUAGCUAAGGUCCAUGCAUACAUUAUCAGUGCGCUGCGAAAAGAAAUGCCCAGUAUGUUCGGAAAGGACAGUAAAAAGAAAGAAUUAAUCAAAAAUUUGGGCAACAUUUAUCUCGAUAUUGAACGUGAAUAUGGUGUACCAGCAGGUGAUUUUCCCGAUCUACAGGAAAUGCAAGAAAAAUUGUUGCAUCAUGAUUUUAUCAAAUUUCCGCCAUUGAAGAAACCACUACUGGAUUCAGUAGACAGAAUGUUGGCCGAAGAUAUUGCCAAAUUAAUGGCUCUCAUACCACAGGAACAAUUGGAUCACAAAGAAGAAACUCAAGUCAAAGGUGGUGCUUUCAAUAGUGUUGCUGAAUCGCCAUUCGGAUAUAAACGUGGUGAAGGUGUUGAUGCUGGUUCAAUGGAACCUAGCCAUGUUUGGAUUGUUGAUAAAGAUAAGCCGAAAUAUGAUGAAAUAUUCAAUAAUUUGAAUCCAAUUGAUAAUAAGAUAACUGGCGCAGCGGCCAAAACCGAAAUGAUCAAAUCGAAUCUACCAAAUACGAUAUUGAGCCGAAUAUGGAAACUAUCCGAUUUGGACAAAGAUGGCAUGUUAGAUUCGGAAGAAUUUGCUUUGGCCAUGCAUUUGAUGCAAAUCAAAUUGAAUGGCCAUGAUUUGCCACAAGAACUGCCCAGACAUUUGAUUCCGCCAAAUCGUCGUAAAUGAUUUUUUUUAUAUUGCAAGAUUGAAUCAACGUUUUUACGCACGAAUUAGAAUAAAAUCUUUAGCCUACA